AUGUUGCAAUCAAAUCCAACAGUUGAUCAGCACAUUUACAACAAGCCAACAGUCUCACAAGUUGGUGCUCUUUGGACAGAAUCACAGACCUCUGAUCAAACCAAUAGCAAACACAUUCAAGUGUAUUCAAAAAGUGGGAAUGCUCAGAUUGUAAAGCACUAUUAUGGCUGCUAUGAUCCAAUGCAAUAUCCACUUAUAUUCCCUAAUGGAGAACCAGGAUGGCAUCUAGGAAUAGAAAAACUUUCAAGUGCACAAAAUAAUGCUACUUCAGGUAAAACCUGUCCAGGAGAAAGAACAAUUCCAGUAGAUAUGUUCAUGACUGCAGAAGAUGUUAUACAUGCUGAAAACCAAGUUGCAGCAAAGCGUAGCAAAAAGCGAAAGUAUGUAUCUUGCAGAGAAUAUUAUUGCUACAAACUGCAGAUCAAACCUGAAGACAAAUCAAUGCUCUUGCAUAUUGGAAGGCUACUCCAACAGUAUGUGGUUGACAUGUACGUGAAGAUUGAAACAUCACGGCUUAAUUUUUUCAAGAAUGAUCAGUACCAUAAUCGCCUUAGGACUGAGUUAUAUCAAGGUCUUCUUGAUAGCUUAUCAACUGGAGAAAUCAAUGGCUCAAAUGUUGGUAAAAGAUUCAUAUUGCCUCGCAGCUUUAUUGGUGGUCCACGCGACAUGAAGCGUCGUUAUUUAGAUGCAAUGACUUUGGUUCAGCAGUAUGGCAAACCAGACAUUUUUUUAACAAUGACUUGCAACAGAAAUUGGCCAGAAAUCAAGAACCUUUUAUUGCCAACAGAGAAGACAGAGAAUAGGCCUGAUCUGAAACGUGGUCUUCCUCAUGCACAUUUUCUUAUCAUUCUAAAGCAUUGCUCUAAGUUAUUGAAUCCUGAAGCAUACGAUCGCAUUGUUUCUGCUGAGCUACCUGAUUUACAUAAACACAGGCAUCUGCACUCUUUAAAAGGUGGAAUUUGCAAGGAUAAGUAUCCAAAACAAUUUGCUGAAUCAACAAGACAUGGUCAGAACUCUUAUCCAAUCUAUCGACGAACUGAUAACAAAAGGACUGUCAAGGUUCGAGGAGAUCAUUUGGAUAAUCAAUGGGUAGUUCCUUACAAUGCAUAUCUUUUGUCCAGAUUUGACUGCCACAUGAAUGUAGAGAUAUGUUCUACUAUACAAGCAGUUAAGUAUAUUUAUAAAUACAUCUAUAAGGGUCAUGACAAGAUACUAUAUCAACUCAGCAAUGGAGAAGCAAAUCAAAUGCUUGAUGAAAUCAAGAAUUUCCAAUCAGCAAGAUGGAUUUCAGCACCAGAAGCUAUGUGGAGAAUAUAUAGUUUUGAUCUUAAUGAAAUGCAUCCUUCUGUAAUGACUCUACCAGUGCAUCUAGAAAAUCAACAACCAGUCACUUUUCCAGAUCAACAAUCUGUUGAUGAUGUUAUAAAAAAUGCACAUUUGAAAAAAACUAUGCUCACAGAAUUCUUUCAGAUGAAUAAGUAUGACCAUUUUGCAAAAAAUUUGAAUUGCCUAUAUACAGAUUUUCCUCAAUAUUUCGUAUGGGAUGCUAAGUCAAGAUAUUGGUCAUUGCGACAGCAAAGAGAUGUAAUUGGAAGAAUUGCUGGAGUUCAUCCUUCUGAAGGUGAAAGGUACUAUUUAAGACUCUUAUUAAAGCAUGUUAAAAAGCCAACAUUAUUCCAUGAUCUAAAAGUGAUUAAUGGCAAAAUUGCUACAUCCUUCAGAGAAGCAGCAGAGUUCUUAGGUCUAUUACAAGCUGAUAAUAGUGUAGAAAUUUGUUUAGCAGAGGCUGUCCUAUAUCAAAUGCCAUCUUCACUUCGUCAUCUGUUUGCUACAAUCUUAGUCUACUGCAAUCCUUCAAACUGUCAAGAGUUGUGGCUAAAGUUUAAGAAUUUUCUUUCUGAAGAUAUUCAACAGAAUAAAACAUUAUCUACAGAAGUAGUCAAUGGCACAGCAUUUUUCAUUGAUGGACCAGGAGGAACUGAAAAAACUUACCUCUAUAAAGCUCUGCUUGCAACUAUAAGAUCACAAGGCUACAUAGCACUUGUUACUGCAACAUCAGGUGUAGCAGCAUCCAUUCUUCCUGGAGGUCGAACUGCACACUCAAGGUUCAAAAUUCCCAUUAAUGAUGAUCAAAAUAAGUACUGCAACAUCAGCAAGCAAAGUGUCUUGGCUCAGCUAAUCAGAGAUGCUAAGCUCAUUAUAUAG
Messenger RNA from Coffea arabica (coffee), 2205 nucleotides. RefSeq lists its product as uncharacterized. Gene Ontology annotation, biological process: telomere maintenance; DNA repair. The record is from RefSeq and is a predicted model, not a curated record. Gene Ontology annotation, molecular function: DNA helicase activity. NCBI's taxonomy places the organism in Eukaryota, Viridiplantae, Streptophyta, Magnoliopsida, Gentianales, Rubiaceae.